This is a messenger RNA of Anolis sagrei ordinatus, 2152 nucleotides long. Its product is annotated as perilipin-3-like. Gene Ontology annotation, cellular component: cytosol; lipid droplet. The record is from RefSeq and is a predicted model, not a curated record. Lineage: Eukaryota; Metazoa; Chordata; Lepidosauria; Squamata; Anolidae. Gene Ontology annotation, biological process: lipid storage; positive regulation of triglyceride storage.
CCACCCACUCUCUCUGUGGCAAUCGCCUUCAAUGAGCAAGUGCCUGCGAGUCCCAUUUGGAAAGGUCCCUGUUGGAACAGGAGCAAAGAGCAGUUGCAUUCUACAUUGCGAUGGCUGCCCAACCCGAAGGAGAGAGCCAAGAGGCCCCAAAGACAGAGAGUGUCAUGACCCGGAUCACCAGCCUCCCCUUGGUCAGCUCAACCUACGACCUCUGCUCCACUGUGUACAAUUACGCCAAGGAGACCUUCCCAUACGUCAACGCUGCUUGUAAUGUGGCCGAGAUGGUGGUGGCGGUGGCCUUCGGGAGCGCCGUGGGGGGUGCCCAGCCCAUCCUCAACCACCUCGAGCCCCAGAUCGCAGUGGCCAACCAGUACGCCUGCAAGGGGCUGGAUAAACUGGAGGAAACAAUCCCCUGUCUCCAUCAGCCGGCGCAUCAGGUCAUCGAGGAAGGGGUCGUCUUGGCCAAAACAGUGGUGGGCUCCACGGUCGCCACGGCCAAGGAGGCCGCCAAUGGGGCCAAGGACCUCGUAGUCCACCGAGUGACUGCCGCCGUGGACCUGACGAGGGACAUAAUCCAGGACGGUGUGGGGCUGACCAAGUCAGUGAUGGAUGCCACAGUCCAGACCGCCUUGACUGCCGCCGGCGAUGCCAAGGCCAUCGUCUCACACCGGGCAGCAGACGUCCUGCAGCUGAGCCGAGAGACGGCCAAGGAGAGCGCUGACUUGGCCAAGGCAGUGGUCUCCUCCACCGUCAGCACCGCUCUGCAGGCUGCCGUUGGCACCAAGGACCUGGUGGUGAGUGGUCAAGUGGCGCAGGCAGGGGCUGCCCAAGAAGGGCUCGAGAUGACCCAGUUCCUGCGGCAGAUGGUGGCCACCGGAGUGGAUGCUGCAUUGGAGAAAACAGAGGAGAUGGUGGACUAUUACCUCCCCUUGACGGAACCAGAGUUGGCUCAGCUGGCCGCCGAAGUCCAAGGCUUUGGGCCGGCAGAGGGGCAACAGGGCUACUUUGUGCGCCUGGGCUCCCUCUCCAGCAAAGUCCGCCACCGUGCCUACAUGCAUUCGCUGACCAAGCUUCGGCACAUGAAGGAAUGCACCCAGGAUCGGCUCUCCCAGCUCCAGCAAGUCAUCAGCCUUGUUGAGCAGCUCAAACAAGGUGUAGGGCAGCGGGUCCAAGAUGCACAGCAGAAACUGAACCGUCUGGUGGCUGAAUGGACCCAGACGCAACGGGGAGACAUUGCCGAGGAAGACCUCCCAUCCGAGGUGGAGCCUCGUGCCUUGGCCCUGCUGCGCUUCGUGACCCGGGACCUGGGUCCAGCCUCCCUGCGCCUGGCAGGGGUCCUGGAGGGCCUCCCCCGCAGCCUCCGCGACAGGGUGGACCAGGCCCUCCGCAAUGCCCACCAGCUCCACGCCUCCUUCUCCAUGGCCUCCUCCAUUCACGACCUCCCCGCCAGCGUCCUGGCCCAAGGCCACAAGACAGUCGUCCAGGCCCGGGAGUGCCUGGAUGCCCUGGUCAAGCACAUCGCCCAGGCCGCGCCGCUGAACUGGGUCGUGGGGCCCUUCCGGCCCUCGUCCCACAUCGACCCCAAUGGAGAGGAAGCAUCCCAUCCUGAUGACCAGAAGAUGGAAGAGAUAAUGGAAGCAGACACUGGAGAACCGCUGAAAGAGACGGAAAAGGCAUCUGGAGGGCUCUUAUCAGCGGCGAAGGACAAGGUGGACGAAAGUGGAGCCCAAGAGACAGCUGAGGUACUGACCAAGAUUUGGUCUGACAUGCCGAAGAAGGCCAAGAAGCAGGACAAGGGAGCCAUGUCGGAGAAGGCUUGCAAAAGUGACCUCAACCAGGUCUCCGAAAAGCCAAGUAAUGAGCAUUAGAUGUCUUCAAUGCCAAUCCCAAGCUGCUUACUGAAGUGACACACUUUGGACUAGAUGACCCUGGGGUCCCAUCUGACUCUAGGACUCUAGGAAAUGCCUGAGAAACAGCACUGGAUGCUGGGGUGUUGUGCAGUUUCUGGGCUGUAUGGCCAUUUUCUCACAGUGUUUUCUCUUGCCGUUACGCCUGCAUCCUCUGAAGAUGCCGGCCACAGAUGCAGGUGAAACAUCAGAGAAAAUAAACCAUUCACACAAAUGAAAUGAAUUAACAAAAAAUAAUCAUGUAA